Musca domestica (house fly) is the source of this 5947-nucleotide messenger RNA. Its product is annotated as putative vitellogenin receptor. Bases 144 to 5855 code for a protein of 1903 amino acids. The record is from RefSeq and is a predicted model, not a curated record. Gene Ontology annotation, molecular function: calcium ion binding; protein binding. The transcript is spliced from 12 exons. NCBI's taxonomy places the organism in Eukaryota, Metazoa, Arthropoda, Insecta, Diptera, Muscidae.
UUAUUGUAUUUUUUUUCUGUGUCGCAUAAAAUCUUGAUUUUUCGAAAAAAAAUACUACUUUGUUAAAUUUAUUAUUGUUGUUAAUUAAAUUUUGUUUAAAAAAUCUUGAAAAACUACUUUCGCAACAAAAUAAAUUCAAACGAAUGGCUUGGAUUUCACAAGGUCCGUUUCGGAAAAAAAUUCUGAAUGUCAAUGAAUUUCCCACCGCUAGAAAUUACGGAGGCAGAUCACCAUUUUCCCGUUCGCAUGUAAUUUACAUAUUUGUUGUUCUAUGUGUCCUCCAACAAAUGAUUCCAAAUGUCGAAGCCAGAGGUCCUUGCAAUGAGGAUCAAUUCGCCUGCAAAGAUGGUCGUUGCAUUUCGAAGACAAAAAUGUGUGAUGGUCGCUACGAUUGUUCGGAUAAUUCUGAUGAAAUUGAUUGUGACUUUAAAAUGUGUCGCAAACCGAAUUGGUUUCAGUGUACUCUGCCAAAUGGUCCUUGCCUCUCAUCGGAUCUUUUGUGUAAUGAUGUUGAGAAUUGCCCCGGCGGUGAAGAUGAACAGCAUUGUGCCCAUCAUGAACGUAGUGGUGCCUCCGACUUUGGCAUAGGUGGCUGGUUAACGGUUCAUCGAAAUUGUACCCAAUUUGAGUAUACCUGCAAAUCAGACAAACUAUGUAUACCGCUAAAUUUUAUGUGUGAUGGAAAGCGUGAUUGUGCCGAUGAUUCGGAUGAGAUUGCCGGUUGCCUUCGUGCAGAGGCAAGUUGUACGGGAUUUUUCUGUGCCAACAAACGUUGUUUGGAGAGUAAGAAAUGGGUUUGUGACGGUGUCGACGAUUGCGGCGACGGCAGUGAUGAGAAGAUUUGUGCCGAUGACUGUACUCCGGAAAUGGAAAAAUUUCUCUGUGGCAACAAUAUGACUUGCCUGCCGCUGGAAAAAGCCUGUGACGGUGUCAUUGAUUGUCCCGAUCGUACCGACGAAUCAUUUCGUUGCAAUCAAACAGCCAACAGUUGUCAAAAUAAAAAAUGUCCCCCAGCUGCCAAAUGUAAAAUGAUGCCACAAUCGGGAGCGGAAUGUAUAUGUCCAAGGGGUUUCAAACAUUCGCUGGCCCAAGAUGUAUGCGUGGACAUUGAUGAGUGUGUCGAACAAUUUGGUGUCUGCAGUCAGAUGUGUAUCAACACCUUGGGUAGUUAUCGCUGUCAGUGUGACGAAGGUUAUGUACUGAAGGAGGAUAAUCGAACGUGUGAGGCAGUCGGUGAAGAGGCUUUACUGCUGUAUACGACCCAAGUGACGGUGAUGGGCGUGAAUUUGCGUUCGCGCCGUGUCUAUACAGUGGCUAAGAAUCUGACUAAGGUUAUAGGCGUGUCAUACAACGGUGAGCAUAUCUACUGGACCAACAUACAAAACGAAGGUGAAAGUAUUGUCAAGGCCAAUCCGGAUGGUACACAGCAAGAGAUUUUGCUGACCUCCGGCCUAGACGCUCCCGAGGAUUUGGCAGUAGACUGGCUAACUGGCAACAUUUAUUUUUCGGAUAAUGUUAUGCAUCAUAUUGCGGUCUGCUCGAAUGAUGGCCGCUAUUGCACUGUCCUGGUCACCGAUGAUGUUCAUCAACCGCGCGGAGUGGCUUUGUGGCCUCAACGUUCCCAGAUAUUUUGGUCCGAUUGGGGUGUAAUACCCAUGAUUGCCCGUGCCUCCAUGGAUGGCACCAAUUCCAUACGCCUGGUAACCGAUAAAAUCCAUUGGCCCAAUGGUGUAGCUUUGGAUAUGUACAAUGAUCGGGUGUAUUGGGUUGAUGCCAAACUGGCCACAAUUGAAAGUGUUCGAUCGGAUGGCAAAGAUCGCCGCACUGUCCUAGAGGAUAUCCUGAAACAUCCCUAUGGCUUGGCCAUAUUUGAGGAUAAACUUUACUGGUCCGACUGGGGCACAAAGUCAAUACAUUCGUGCAACAAAUUCACUGGCAAGGAUCACAAAAUCAUAACCAAAGAUCGCACCAUUUAUGCGGUGCAUAUCUACCAUUCGUCGAAGCAAAAGAAAGUCGCCCAUGAAUGUGAAAGGGCCCGCUGCUCUCAUUUGUGUCUGCUGGCCGAGAACAAUCGUUAUAGUUGUGCCUGUCCAGAUGGUAUGCAGUUGGGUCCAGAUCAUUUGCGUUGCAUUAAGACCCACAAGAAGCAGCGUCUGUUCCUGGGAGUUCGAAGCAAUCUCGUCGAAAUGGAACACACAACAUUUGGUCGCCACACAGUUUCGUCCACACAUAAUUUGGACCUGUUCAUCCAUGAAAUGGCCUACAACAAUAUCAACAAUACGGUUUUUGUUGCGGACAACUAUCAACACGUGAUUGGAGAAUUCAAUUUAAAGGGACAGUACAUGACGAAAUUGGUGCGUGCCAAUUUGGGCAAUGUUACCGGUUUGGCUUUUGAUCACUUGUCAUAUUCUUUAUAUUGGAGUGACUCAGAGAGACAUGUUGUUGAAGUUCUCUCGCUGCAAACGAAACAACGAGCCAUUGUUUCGUUUUUCUCUGGCAUAGAGGUUCCCAUAGGUCUGGCUGUCAUACCGGAUGAUGGAAUUAUGUUUAUUGCGUUGAGAUCGCGACACCAUGUCCACAUCGAUCAGAAAUCGUUAAGUGGCACGGGGGAACACACUCACGCCUUCGAAGAUGAGUUGGGCGAUGAUGAUAUUCGUUUUGCCACCGAUUUUGAAACAAAGACCCUCUAUUGGGCCGAUAGUGAUUUUGGUCGUAUCUCCUUUUCCGAUUAUCGCAAUUUAAGGGCCUACACUUUUCGCGGUCGCCUAAAACGUCCAUAUUCCAUUGCCAUUGUUGAUGAAGACUUGUUCUGGACAGAAUUGAAUUCAAAUAUUAUCCAUUGGACUCACAAAAGCAACAUGGGACCAUUGAAACGUUUCGAUAUUGAAGUAAAUCGAGAAUUGUAUAGCAGUGUAUCAUUGCCUGCCAAAAUUCCCAUAUUGGCUAGUUCGUCACCAAUUGUUGUGGAUCAUCCCUGCCAGCAUUGGAAUGGUGGUUGUUCACACAUUUGUGUGACUCUGGGUAAAUUUGCCUCGGCAUGCCUUUGUCCGGCCGGUUUGGUAUUUCGCGAUGCCACCAAUCGUAGCUGUAUUGAGGCACUAGAUUGUGAAUUCCGUUGUAAUUCUGGCGAAUGUUUGACAUUGUCGAGAAAAUGUAAUGGACGUAAAGACUGUCCCGACGGUUCGGAUGAAGAGAAUUGUGAAAAUGGCAAGGGUCAUAAGCCACAAGUUAUCUGUACCAUGGGCGAAUUUAGAUGCCACAAUGGUGAGCAGUGUGUGGAGGGCGAUCAACGCUGUGAUGGCAAGAAACAAUGCCAAGAUGGUUCCGAUGAGGAGCAUUGCGAGAAAUUCGAUAAAUCCAAAUUCUGCCACCGUCAUCAACAUGUCUGUGAUAAUGGCAAUUGCGUGGACUUUAGUGUUAUGUGUGAUGGUUUCAAUGAUUGUGGCGAUAAUUCAGAUGAGGCCGACUGUCGCCUGGCCCGUGGCAAAGAUGUGACCAACCCCAGGCGUAUAUGUGGCCCAGAUAUGUUCCAGUGCAAUUCCGGCACCUGCCUCUCAAAGAGUUGGGAAUGUGAUGGAAAAAUUGAUUGCAAAGAUGGUUCCGAUGAGCAUGAGAAGUGUGGAAUUCGAGAAUGCCCUCCGAACAUGCACAAAUGCCUGUUGGGCCAAUGUAUUGAUCGACGGCUGGUGUGCGAUGGCAACAAUGAUUGUGGCGACACUUCGGAUGAAAUGAAUUGCGACAUGACGGCGGGUAAAAAACGUAAAAUGGCUUGCGGUGAUGAUCGCGUGCCUAUGUUUGAGUGUCCGAGUGAUCCAAAUGUUUGCCUAGAUAUGUCGGCCAAAUGCAAUGGCACGGCCGAAUGUCCACGAGGCGAGGAUGAGGUAGACUGCGGCAAUAUUUGUAGCAUCUAUGAAUUCCAUUGUAAGACUAGCAAGGAAUGCAUUCGCAAUGAAUUCAGAUGUGACCACGAGAAAGAUUGUGCCGAUGGUUCGGAUGAAGAGAACUGUGAUCAUCAUGGAGCCUGGAAUCGUACCGCAAAUACAAAACAUUCUCAUGAAAUGGCUUGUGGUCCCAACAUGUUCGACUGUAAAGAUGGACAGUGUGUUGAUGAGUCACGGGUCUGCAAUGGUUUCGAUGAUUGUGACACGGGCGCCGAUGAAGGCCCCCUGUGUAAGACCGCCUGUGAUGCCCAGGCGGGCCAUCCUGUGUGCCAAAACAAAUGUCGUCCCACACCCUCGGGGACGGUUUGUUCAUGUUUCAGUGGCUACAAACUUGAUGCCGAUCAUCGCAGCUGCUUGGACAUCAAUGAAUGCCAAGAGAUGGAUCCAUGUGCCCAGUUAUGUGAAAAUACCAUGGGUUCUUAUCGUUGUUCUUGCUUCCCUGACUUUAUGAUGCGUCCCGAUAAGACUUCGUGUAAAUCUAUUGAAAGCGAAAGAUCAUUGUUGUUCACCACCUUUGACGAGGUACGCAGUAUGACAGAACAACCGAUUGUCUUGAAGGUAGCCUGGAAGGCCAACGAUUCCAAGGUUCUAGGAUUCGACGUUAAUAUACGUUUGCGUAGAGGUUAUUUCACCACAGAGGGUGAGAAUGUUUUGUAUAUGGUCGAUAUUGAUAGUGGUGAGAUUAAGGCGGCCUUGGAAGUUCAAAUGCCAAGCAAAGUCGGCGUGGAUUGGAUAACGGGUAAUGUCUAUGUGAUCAGUCGCGCGGAGCAGUAUCAAAUUGAAGUUUGCUCAUUUACGGCCAAAAUGUGCGGAGCGGUGAUAAAAGUUCAGCCAAGAGAAACAAUAAAAACACUCGCCGUGGAUGCCUACAACAGACGGCUGUUCUUUGUCAUUAUGCAAGCUCACACCUUUGGCAGUCAUCGAUCACGCAUAACCAUGACUAGCCUAGAUGGUGGUGGUAAACGCGAUUAUUUACUGAAUAAAGAUAAUACCUUUAUUACCACGCUAGCCUGUGAUCCCUACAAGAAAAUCCUUUACUAUACAGAAUCGUUGAGUAAAACUCUACAGGCCAUUAGCUAUGGAUCGGGCUCGAGUCGCACACCCACAACACUCAUACAAAAAGGCAAUGUGGUGAUACAUCCUUCAGGUUUGACAUGGUAUGAAAAUCAAGUUUUCAUUGUGAAUAUGGGAGCUCGAGAAGCGGUACGCUGUUACCUCUAUGGCUCGAAGACAUGCAAGGCCUUCAAUUUGAAUAUUCUCAAUGCCGAGGAUAUUUUGGUGGAUGGCAUUUCAAGGCAACCGAUGAAUAGAAAUCCCUGCACCAUGGCCAAAUGUCGUGGUAUGUGUGUUCAAACAGAGUUCAGCUAUGAAUGUAUGUGUGGCGAUUCUAUAGUUAGUGAGAGUAAAUACUGCGAUUCGAACAAUGAAAUCUCCACGAGUGCCCUGCUCAAAAACCGUGCCAAUGCGGCCGAAGAUGGCGAAGGCUCAUCGCAUGCUGUACUCUUUGUUAUGCUUAUGCUGCUGGCAGUCGCACUGACAAUUUGUGGUUUGGGAAUCCGUUAUCGUCACUGCUGCCGCAUCAGAGAAGUACCAAGACCUCAACCCUGGACAGUGGACUCAUCAGCAACGGAACGGGAAGUUCGACGGGAACCACAACGGCAUCGUUUGAUGUCGACAACGAUCGGAUGUUCUUUGGGUCGAAAAUUCAAAAAUUUCUUCGCGGUUCGACGACCAACAAUAAUACGGAAAUUCUCCUCGAAACGGCCAAGCCUCAGGAAAUUUGCGCCAUGGAAAAGAGUCGACAAUCCAUUGCCCUUGUACCAAAUAUCAUGGUUGAGGAACCCGACAAUGAUAUCACCCGAACAGUGGGAGAUUAUGACGAUGAUGCGAGAGCCAGGCUGGUACCCUAGAUGAGAGAAGUCAUUCAUAAUUUUCUCUCCAUUUUUUUGUAUGCGAAUCAAAUUUGUUUUUUUUUUUAUUUGUUGCCAGUGUAAACGAUGUAUUAU